AUGGUGGAUGCCACGCGCCAGCCGGGAGGCAUGAGGGCCUGUGGGGACCCAGCGACUAACUCACUUACAAAGCUCAACGAGAUUUUCGCUGCCUUCUGGGCCAAGAUAUUGUUGAGGAAGCUGAACACGGUUCCAGUCAAACAGGCUAUUACUGCACCUUCAUGCCUUCAGGGCGGAAGCAGAAUGACAACCGAUGGCGGCUCCUUAAAGAGGCGCAGACGUCGGGACCGGCGACACAGGCAGAAACGAAAAGUUUGCCCCACACCUAACAUCCACCCUCACCCCAACUCACCACAACACCGAACCAGAACGGAAGCACCUUGCCCAGCAGGGCAGCACGACCCCCCGACAAUGUAA
This is a messenger RNA of Pelobates cultripes (western spadefoot toad), 357 nucleotides long. NCBI's taxonomy places the organism in Eukaryota, Metazoa, Chordata, Amphibia, Anura, Pelobatidae. The record is from the annotation of a GenBank genome assembly.